UUCUUACGGCAUGUGACAUUCGUAUUUUAGUUAAUGUAUUAAUCGCUUUAGACACCUACGUUCUAGAAUCAUGAUAUUGACUCUCUACUAGUUGUCGCCUGCUUUUCUUGAGUUCAAAAUGGCGUUUUCUAUGUCGUAUAAUUUAAAUAGUGAUGAAACAUUGUAUUAGCUCAAUUAUUUAGAUAAAUAAGACAAAAGUUCACGUCGCUAAGAAGAAUAUUCUGCUUUAGAUAACUUUGAAAGAAGUGGAAGAAAAUAGUUUAUCGGAAAUAUUUUAUUCCUCAAGUACUUAUGCUAUUUUGUAUUCAUUGGUCUUUUAGACUUGUAAAAUUGUUUUGUUCCUUACUAUUACUAUAACAACUUUUGUAAAUCAUUACAAACUCGUUUAACACGCGAAUGACGUUCACAAAGAGUGGGGAGCGUAAUGGUCUUUGACGUAUGCCAUAGAACAAUGGCUAUGGUUUUCUCACUGAUUAAUAGUUCACAACAUAUUUUUAGGUGAUUUUAUAUAUCGAAACAAAGUUUGUUUGGUGAUUCUAGAACGUUUGUAUUGAGAGAAACAUAGGAUCACCAAGAAAAAUGUGAUUAUGUGGACUAUAUAGUAAUAAUCAGUACUAUGUAUCAACUUAUGUCACGGAUUAGUCAUGUGCAUCUUAUCAGUGCGUUGUUGUUUUGAGCAAAGCCAUGAGCUAUGGUUGAAACUGCACGCACGACUAUUGUUCUUAGGUGUAAUGCCAACAUCGUAUAUUGUAUACUAACUACGUUUUCUCACCAUAUUGGUUGAGUACAUGCAAUAUCUUGUUAUUAAUAUGUCUAUUUAUUUUUUUUUGCCAAUAUUAAUACGUCUAAUUUCUCAAAAAGAUGGUGAUAUUCACGCCAUGCACACUUCAUUCUCUUAUGGGCACUAUACCCGAUCCUGUUAUCCGAACGCGACCCGAAAUACUCGAACCGAAAUAGCAAAAUACCCGAAUGGAUCUUUGAUAUGAGCAUGUUCGGAUAACCGAACCCGAUCAGUUAUAUCUGAUAUCCGAAAGAUUAUCCGAAAUAUCCGAACAUACAUAUAAAUAAGCCUAAAUCUAUAUUUUUCAUCCUCCAUUUAAUUUAGUCGACUGUGCAAUCUCCAUUUAUUUCUCAUCCUCCAUUUUGAUUUUGUUUGUGUGAUGAUUAUAAAUUUGAUUCAGAUUGUAUGAUGCUCAGAAGUUAGUCAAUUUUGUUUGCAACCUUUUGAAGUUAGUCGAUUUUGUUUGGUUUGUCCACAUAUUUAAAUUUUAAAGAGAUUGUUUUUGUUGAUCGAAGAAGUGAUAACAUAACGUACUGAAUAAUUGCUUGUGUUUGAAUGUUAUUGCACAACUUGUUUAGCUUUACAAAAAUAGAGAUAGAAUAUGAAUUAUAUUACUGAACGACUUAUCUUGUUGUCAUAAUACAUAUGCCGUUUGUUUUAGUUAUUUUUUCGUAUUCUAUAAACUUUGUUGAUAGUUUCACUUUGUUUUUGGACGUAUUAUUGUUGUUGUUCACAUUUCAUGUUGUUUUUGGACUAAUAACAUUAAAAUGAAUGAUUUGAAGACAAAACAAAAAAUGCAUUUCAAUUUUUUUUUAAUUUGAAUUUCAGAUAUAUUUGAAUUAAUUAUCCGAACCCAAUUCAAAAUGAAAAAAUAUCCGAACGGAUUAUAUAUCCCUAUACCAAAUAUCCAAAAAUCAUAAAUAUCCGAUUCGAAACCAAAUGGAUAUCCGAACGUCCAUCCCUACGUACCUAUAAAAAUGAACUAUUUCACCUCAACAUACAUCAAUCUUUUGGAUUUGAGUGGUUCGACAAUUGUUUUGGAAAUGGUAAAAAGAUAGAUACGAGAGAUCCAACGUGGUUACAAAAAUUUGCUCUUCCGAUUUGAGAGAUAUUUUGUUUUUGACGGGGGAGACAAAGAACAACAAGUUGCAUUUUAUGUUAAUUAUUUAUGGUUUUUCUUUUACUUUUUUCACUGAUAAAUUUGAGUUUACAAUUUUUUAUUAAAAAUUUGUGAAUGGAAUGCAUCGCAGGCGUGAUUGCAUGCAAUGUCCAAUCAGACUCUAUGAUCAAAUGCACUAAGGCAUACUUUGCAAACCAUGUCAAAUCAAACAUUCAAUCUCUAAUAUUAAAAUUAGGCGCUGAUUAAUUAGGUCUAGACGUCCAAUCAAACUCAUAAGAUUAUAAGUACUUACUUUUAAAUACAAAAAUUUGUAGUGAUAUAAUAUUAUUUGUUAAAAGUCAAGUUUUAUGACUUCGAAUGUUACGAACCGUCCCGCUCCGCACCGCAGUUAACAGUAACAAAAAUCUCUACAUAUACCAUAUAUCUAUACGUUUUUAUAACUUUUAAAACCGCACCGCAGUUAAACCGUUUGUUCCGCACCGCCCAAACCGCAGUUACCAUUCAAACAUAUAUAUUCAGUUAAUGUAUAUAGAAAAGGACCAAAUAACAAUCUACUCACAUGUAAUUAAAGAUGUAGAUGGCUCUACCCAUACCAUGCAACAAGUUUUGAAUAGAGAUUGUUUCAAUGGAAACAAAUGAUACAAAAAUGUCAAAAUGAAAAGGGCUGGCAAAUUAAAUGGUGGUCCAUGUGGCCGUAGAUACUAGAUAGCGCUAAGAUACCAAAUUAAUAUAAUGGUCCACUUCUUAGGAACGAAUUAGGGCAAAAUAUUUGAAUAAAGAAUAAAUAUUGGUUUAAGUUGAAUUGACAGUGUUUAACUAAAUGUGUUAAGCUAUCAUUUCUGAAUUUCCUCUUGUGAUGGGCUCACUGUUGACUGUUUUGGUAAUGGUCCACUCUUAUUACUUAUUAGUCGUAUUACAUAACCAAAUUCACAUGUCUUGUGGGGGCUGCCUUGCUCAAUUCAUGUUGUGCUUAUUGUACAACAAUAUAUCAAUUUGAAUAUUUAUUGUACUGAUAAGUUUAUCAGUACAAGUGCAACGACUGCUAUUCAUCUUACUGUUAUACAUGUGACAUCCCUAUCAAUCCAAUUUAUUCUUGUUAUUAUUUGUUAUCUCUUUAAAACAAACUUAUAAGAUAUUUGUUGGUGGAUUCACAAUAUCCUUUUUUUUAUUCACAAUAUCCAGAUUUGGGACCUCUGAAAAACCUUGUAAAACACAUACGUUUUAGAGUUUUUUUUUUGGGUGCAGCAUACGUUUUAUAGUUGACUGGUCUUUCUAACAUAUUGUAAAUGAUAUAAAACAAUAAUAUGAAAAUUUCAGGAAUGAGAAUGCAGAUAAAGACAUCAUGAAGGUGGUCUAUAGAAAAAAAUUAAAAACGAUAUAUAUGUUUUUCUGUAACGUAAAGAUAAUUCAAACAAUAUAUGUUUGAAGAAGUUAGAUCAAGAAAAGAGAUUACAUGGAGAAAUGAUGAGCCUUGUACAUUAUGAUGUAUGCCACCUCCUCCUGAGAGUUUAGUGAUAUAUAUCCUCUUACCGUUGAAGGCUCGUGUUCUCAUCAUUGUAUUGAACCCCUUGCCAAUUAAAUAUGUGUUAAUAAUGGUAUUCUCGAGUUUUUUUUUUAAUACACAAAUAUGUGAGCUUUGGAGUUGUAAUUAAGUAUUUGUUGUGUAUGUGUUAUAAUGGAGCUGACCACUCUCUUGCUCGACCCAUAUAAUGCCCAGAGUAUGCGCUCUUGCCUUUGUGGAUCAACACCAGAUUAUAAACUCCGUUCAUGUGAGACGAAAUACCUACAUAGGCAAAGGUCAAGAUAAAGUAAGCAGAUAUGAUCACGUAGUUUACUACUUGCUUUGGAAGAAUUGCUUACGCUGAAGAAGCCAGCAACAACUCUCUGCCUCAUUGUUCUCUCUUUGGUCAUUUCAGCUAUGGGAAUAGAUUCUCAACUGUAUGACGUGGAGAUUGAGGAAAAGGCCAACUAUGAACCCUGGAAUGUCCCGCUGAUUUCCCUUGAGAGUAAGCUGAAUGAUGAAGCUGUUGUUGGUCAUCCUUCAACGGUUGAAAUGCUUGAAGAUGGAUCGUGUGACCAUGUUUUGUGUAGUCAUAUCAAGUCACUUGUUGUUCCAAUGUUUGAUUGUGAUGUGAAGCCCAAACCAUCUAAAUCCAAGAACAAGAAACCACACAUGCCUUUACAUAAAUCAUCAAAGUCAAAGAAAGUUUCGCCUCUUCCGUAAAGACAAGGUGCUUCUCUGCUCUAAGUGGCCAGAAGAAAGUGAUGAUAAGAGAAGACGAAAGAGAAGGUUGUGUCUUGCAUCCCUCUGAAAGUUGUCUUCAGUAGGAUAAACGAAGCAGUGAAUGGGUCAGCAAGACAAGUGCACAGAACAUUACCUAUCUACAUGAUGAGAUGAGUUUGGUCUCUGGUUUGUUUUCUCCUUUCUCACCUCGGUUAAAAGGUGAAUAGUCCAGUUUAGCAGGUGAUGGAUGGUUUAGUGUACAGUACAGAGAUAUCUUAGCUUUAUGAGACAGAAUUAGAGCAAAGAAUAUGGAAGUAAAGUUGUAUAUGUAAAUAUUAGCAAUAGCAACAGCAAUAGAAGACAUUUGCUACAAAUUGUAUGUUGUGACUCUUGAAAAGUUCUUGCCAACCUGAGAUGGAGAAGUAACUCUUUAUAGAUCUUUUGUUCUUUUCUUUUUCUUUCUGCUUUAUGUUCACAUACACAGCAUCCCUGUUUGAUAGACUAACUUGUACUUUAUAAUGCAAAUUAAGUUUCUUAUGACUGGAUUCACCAUGGACAAGACUAUGUAUGAAACAUAAAGACACACCAAACUCUAUAUUUACUUGUGGUUUGGUCAAUGGUUUUGCAAAAAAUGAUCAAAAGGUAAGUCAUAGAACAAGUUUUAACCGGAACAUAUAGAUUCCAUACAGUGGCGGAUCUAGAAAAUAUUUUGACUUGGGAAAAAUUAAUUAGUUAAAUAGUGAUAUUAUAAUAUAUAAAUAUUUUAUAUCUUUUAAAAAAAUUUAGAAGAAAACUAAACCAGUAAAAUAAUACAAAUAAUUUUUUUAAAAAAAUAAAAGAACUAUAAAAUAAAUCCACUAACAAAAUAAACUGAAAUAGAAAAUACUAGAACUGUUUGUUAUGAAAACAAAAAUAUUCAAAAGACAUGUGAUGAAUAAUUAAUGAACAAAAAAAUUAAGAAAAGGCAGGUGAGAAAAAAGUAAAAAAAAAAAAGAGGUGAGAAAUAGGAAAGAGAACGACAGGUGGAGGAAAGAGGAAUCAGAAAAAGUAAGAAAAAUAAAGGGGGCAGAUGGGCUUUGAACUGUGACCCAGUGGAGGCAUCGUAGUAGAUUUAACCAUAUGAACUGCAAAAUCCUUGAUAUUUCUAAUACAUAGAAAAGUUUGUAUAGUUUUAGUGGGGGCAGCUGCCCCCUCCUUGGACACUGUAGAUCCGCCCCUGAUUCCAUAUGCCAAAGUGACGAGAAGAGAAGAAUAUGCGUUGACAAAGUCAAACGUGAACGAAACCAGCAUGUUACUGACUUGGCUUACACGUCUUUUACCUGAAUUCAUCACAUGUCUGAUUACUUGUAAGACUAUCUUUCUUUUGUCUGCGUGACUGCUUCUCUCUCUCUCUAUUAUAUAAGUCUCGUCACAUCUCAACAAUUACUAAAUUCAUAGUUUUUUCAUUUGGAGAUCUCUGACAUGUCUGUAAAGAAACAGGCUUCGGAGAGCAAGAACAAUGGAAGUUAUUAUAGAUGCUUGUCAUUCUCGUUCGUGGAGUCAUCAUCAACGGAUGGGAAGAAGAACAAACCAUUGUCGUUGAAUCGUAUGGAUUCAAAGAUGCUCAAGGCAGAUAUUGUGAAGUGGGCAAAGCGUGUAGCAGCCUACGCUCGUCAACUUAGCUCUAGAAAACGAGAUUAAGAAACAUGAAAGGAGUGUGAUGAUGAAUUGAUGAUCCUUCCUUCGUCUUCUAUCAUUCUAAAAGAUUUUUGAGAAGUAUUAUUUCAUAAAAAUAUAUAGGAUAAUAUUUCAUUUUUGUAUUUCUCAAUGCAACAAAAUAGUAGUUUUGUAUUUAUUAUUCCAGCUUGUAAUCUAGUGAGAUGAUCUUAUAUUCUUAUAUAUCUAUUAAGAAGUGUAUAUUUAUAUUCUCUUUCAGGUUCUUAAGACCACAUUUGAUUU
Molecule: messenger RNA, 6063 nt
Organism: Brassica rapa (field mustard)
Lineage: Eukaryota; Viridiplantae; Streptophyta; Magnoliopsida; Brassicales; Brassicaceae
Source: RefSeq, a predicted model, not a curated record